UGCCGUUGUGUUUUUCCUCUAACAUGGCGGCGGCCAGGAGGUUGAAACGCGUGGCGGUCUCACAGCCAGGUUUUUUAACUCUAAAACCCUCCCGAGACCCCUCAGACUUGGUCAGCGGUCGGAGGAAACGAGUGAACAAGAACAAGAAGAAGAACUGGAACAAACACAGCGACAUAAACGAUGUAGAGGAGUUUUUAGAGGACGUCAGGCACCAGGAGAGGACCACAGGGGGUCUGCUGUCUGAGAAGUCAGAUGACAGUUUGUUCUUUUUGGAUGUUGGACAACCAAAGAAAGCUGAACAGAAGGCAGAAGAAUCCGUUGAAGGGAAGAAGAGGAAAGGGAAAGCAUCACGUCCUCUGAGGAUAGACCUGAUCCUCCAGCAUGACUCCCUCGUCCCACCGGCUAAAGAUGUGCUCUCCUACCAGCAGCCAAAUGCCAAGAAGCUCCGUCGCAUCGCCCAGAAGGCCGAGCAGCUGGCAGCCAAAGGCGUGGUACCUCGGAGGCAGAGACAGCUGCUGAACAGACGGCCUGUCGACAGGACGGCCAAGAAGUCAGCGACAGAGGCCAACAACAACCCAGACAGAGAAUAUUACGACAUGUGGGGACAAGAGUCCAAAGAAUCAGCUGAUCCCUGGUAUCUUCAGCAGACGGGCAAGAGGCAGGUUAAGCGUCCAGAGAAGCUGAAUGAGAAGCCAUCUGUGCUGCCUGCUGUGGAGGUGAUCGCUCCUGGAGGAUCCUACAACCCAGACUUCUUGUCUCACCAGGCUUUGCUUCAGGAGGCUCAUGACGUGGAGGUUAAGAAACAAAAGCAGGAAGAGAAACUAGAGAGACAGCUGGCCUUCAACAAAGAGGACAAAGCCACAGAGGAGACGGUUCUGCGUGAGCAGGUGGAAGGUUUGGUAGAGGAGGAGAAUGAAGAUGAAGAAGCAGCAGCUGAUGAUGAGGAGGAGGACGUGGCUGUGGGAGCAAUCGCUCUUUCUGAGAAGAAAACUGAGAGGCAGAGAAAGAGAGAGAGGGCAGAAAAAAUUAAGGAGCAGCAGCGAUUAGCCGACAGAAAGCAGACUGACCAGCAGCAGCAGCUCUUCCAGCUUCGCUCCAUAAAGGCCUCCAUCAGACAGCGGGAACAGAAGACCAAAUCCAACCAGAUAAAACGCAAAGCCAAGCAGGAGGCCCAGAAAUCGCAGCCCAGACGUCUCGGCAAACUCAAGUUCCAGCCUCAGGACCUGGAGGUUCAGCUGAGUAACGAGCUGGCCGGCUCCCUGCGACGGCUCAAGCCAGAGGGCAGCAUCCUCAAGGACCGCUUCAAGAGCCUGCAGAAGAGGAACCUCAUCGAACCGAGAGAUAGAGCCAAGUUCAAGAGGAGACUGAAGGUGAAAUAUGUGGAGAAGAGGGCUUUCAAAGAGAUCACUUAGUGGCAACCCACAGACCAGAAGAAGCUGGACAACAUUUAAAACCACAAGUACAGCAUAAUGGAACUUUGUGUAUAUACAACAUACCGACUGAUGAUUACAACUGCUACCACAAUAUGUCACCCACAACAAUGAUACAUAAACUGUGACUGGGAGUGAAGCUUAUUUUUUUGUCACGGUAUCGGUCUUGCGGCUCACGUUAUUUUUGUUUGUUACAUAACAUGACCCUGAUCAAGAUCAAGUUAUCAAAGGUUUUAUAGUGUACAGCUGAACCUGCCGAGGCCAAAUGUCAGUGUGCCACUGCUCUGCUCAUACAUGAGUAAAGACUCUGAGCGGAGGUUAUUAACAGGCUCAGCAGCCACACUGCAGCGUUAUUAGUCUGCUUUAUGUCAGCUAUCAGAAUGACUGCUCCUCAAGAUUACUGCGCCUCAAAACACCUAAACCUUGUAAUACAGCCUGUAUUAAAUGAAAAAAAGGGAAAGGUUUGCAUGAUGGUGUCACACAGGCUGGUCGUAUUGCAGCAGGAUUUAUCUCCAAAAUGAAAGCUACAGCAGCAGAAACCUUCAUUACGAUUUUUCUCGUACCUACUAACUUUGUCUUCUUUAUAUGAGCAUAUGUUAGUCUCAGACUCCCAGACUAACAUGUACUGGUGAGUCAUUAAAAAGUUAAGGGAAGAGGCAACAACAAAAUAAUAUAUGCCCAUAAUUAAAUUAGCUGAUUAACUGGAGUUUCAUUUACAUAGAUUAAUUUUUCCAUCUUAGGUGGGAAAACAUUCAGACAGAUGGGAUGGAGGAAGUUGGCAUGUGAUAAUUGAUUCCAACCCGCUGGCUUAAAACUAUAAUUGCCUUCAGUGUCCUGCUGGUGUGAACAAGGACGCACACACACACACACACACACACCAUGUCCCAUGGUGCCUGGAGUGACGCCAAAGCUUCUUAUCCGUUAAUCAGUGUGAAAAUGUAAUCUUUUACCUUAUGAGUGUGCAGAAGCCCCCCCCCAAGUAGCUGUCUAAAUCACUUGAUCUCUCUCCUUUACCCCCCUCACCAACCAAAGAGUGCGCAAGACUCUAGAGCACCUCCUACUUCAGUGGCUAAUUAAUGUUUUUUUAUGCUAAUUACCUUCUGAUGAAUUAACCUGCUGACUUGGAAAAAGCACAGUUUGUCCCCAAGGAACCUCAUCUAUUACUUUUUACUGAUUGGAUUUAAUGGCGAACACAAUAAAUUACCAGAUAAUACUUUCA
Messenger RNA from Acanthochromis polyacanthus (spiny chromis), 2649 nucleotides. It is a transcript of the gene nop53, whose product is annotated as NOP53 ribosome biogenesis factor. Bases 24 to 1412 code for a protein of 462 amino acids. The record is from RefSeq and is a predicted model, not a curated record. Gene Ontology annotation, cellular component: nucleolus. Gene Ontology annotation, molecular function: 5S rRNA binding. NCBI's taxonomy places the organism in Eukaryota, Metazoa, Chordata, Actinopteri, Pomacentridae. Gene Ontology annotation, biological process: rRNA processing; ribosomal large subunit assembly. The transcript is spliced from 12 exons.